AUGAGUUACAGAUUUACUGGUUUGAUUUUCUCUGGUUUUCUCCUCGUAGUCGUGCUGCUAAUGCAGUCUUCAAACUCAAUUUGUUGUCCGAUCGUUGAUUGUCCUGUCAAGAGAUAUCGUCAUGGCGAACGCCAACGGGUUUUUGAGCACAUUCGAAAGAAUCAUGAAGCCAGUACAAUACCGGAGGACUUUCGAUUACGUCAUUCAUUGGAACCAUGCCCUUUUUGUGAUAAGCUGUACGUUUCUAGGUGCGCUUUCACGGGCUUCAACGCUCUUGCAAGACACAGCAAGGCCUGCUCUAGCAGAAGUGCACAAUCAAAUCUACAGGCCAACAGCUUGGCAGAUAAUCUUGACACAGCGACGGCUGCUGUCUCGUUUGAUUCUUCAUGUUUGUCCGUUACAAGUCUGUCCAAUACGUGUAACAGGCAGGUCACGGAAUUCGAAUUGUCAUCCAGCCGCCGUUCAUUAGCUGAUGAAGCCAUUGCAUCAUCACGUGUACCUCUGGCUAACACCCUUAGCAACGGGGAAUUGCUACAACUACAGUGGAAUGGAAGAGGUGCGACUGACACAGACAUGGGCCAGACAUCAAAUGUCAAGGGUAAUGUUGAUCAAAUCAGUACAUCACCAGCAGUCAAAUCACCCGGAAGCAGAACCAAGGGUUGGGAAUUUCUUGACAACUUAGAUUUUGAAUCUAUUAGUGGGUCAAUUAUUCCAACUAUUUCGAACGUACCUAGGCAUCUACAAGCUUUCUUCAGGGAAUGUUGUGCUAUGUCUCUAGUGAAACUUUCAGAAAACAGCAGUGACCUGUCAGCGUGGAAACUAUUUCUUCUAACACCUAGGUUUCUAUUGCAACCAGUGACUCGUGGUGGCAAAUGUGGCAAGAAAGAACAUGAAAGCCGAUAUAAAAAGUUCAGAGAAUUGAGGUUUGACGAACUUUAUCACUCAUCAGUGCCUCGUCCUGACGAACGUCAAAAUAAGUUUGAAUGCCCUGAUUCUGAUAGUGUUAUUUCAUCUAGCUUGAUCAGAUCAGUCCGGUCAAAAGUGAGAAAUGGAGAAAUUUCUAGAGCAGGCAAUCUCUUAACAAGUUCAGGUUUGGCAACUACAUCCCUUGAGACUUUUCAGCGUCUGCAAGAAAAACAUCCACAACGCAAAAAUCUUAUCUCUGAAGAACUAAAGCACCACAAACCCACCUGCUCUCCAGUCCAAGUAUCUCUUUCUUUGUUCAUUUCAGUUCUCAAAAAUUGUCCGAAUGGAUCUAGUUGCGGUUUCAAUGGCUGGAGAUUCGAACAUCUAAAAUUAUUGUUAGAUUCUGACUACACCACGUCUCAUUUGCAUUCUUUGUGCAAUAGCUAUUUAUCAGGUUCUGUACCAGAUGUUGUGGCCACUACUCUAGCUGGCGCAAAGUUGAUUGCUUUGCAGAAAAACGUGAAUGAUGUCCGACCAAUUGCGGUUGGUGAUUCUUUUCGACGACUGACGGCCAAACUUGCAUGUCAUCAACUCAAGAAGAAGAUUUCGACUUUCCUUGCCCCUCAUCAAUAUGGAGUUUCAACGCCGGGUGGAGCUGAGCUAAUGACACAUCUCAUUCAGGCAUCUCUGGAGGAGCAUCCGGAGUGGAUUGUUAUUAAAACUGAUGCAAAAAAUGCUUUCAAUACUGUUGAUCGGUCUGCCUUUUUGUCUGAAGUUGCUUCAACUUUUCCGGAACUGUAUCCAUUUGUGGCGCAAUGUUAUAUUCCUCCAGCUAAACUCACUGUUCGAGUGGGCUGUAAAACACAAUUUAUACUGUCCGAGGAAGGUGUACAACAAGGCGAUCCUCUAGGACCCCUAUUGUUUGCCCUAGCUCUUCAACCAAUACUGAUCAAUGCAGCUAAAGAUCACGAGUCAGUUCUUACGCCUAGCUAUCUCGAUGACAGCAUGAUUCUAGGGCCAAAAGAGGAAGUGAUCAAUUGUUACAACAAUUUGAAAGUUAAACUAUCUAAAAUUGGAUUAGAAUUGAGAGAGGAUAAAUGUGAAGCUUUCUCACCAAUCGGUAUCCAUGACUGGCCUCUGAACAUUCCUAUACAAAAGAACGGCUUUGUUGUCUUAGGAACUCCUAUUGGAUCCCUGUCUUUUGUUAAAGAUCGGUGCAUGAAGCAAGUCAACACUGCCAAAACCUUCCUAUCAAAACUUCCUUAUAUUGACGAUACACAAUCCGCAAUGCUAAUCCUUCGUUACUGUGGAAUUCCAAAGAUUUCACACUUACUUCGAUGUGUUCCUCCAACGGUUACUGCUGAGGCUACGAGAGAUUUUGACGUAGCAAUCAUAAAUACUUUUGAGGCCAUCAUCGGCUGUAAGCUAUCUGAGCAACAAAGGGUACAACUCUCCUUUCGAUUCAGUCAAGGUGGAUUCGGUUUAUCUCAAAUGAGUGUUACUGCUCCAUGUGCUUUGUUACUGCUCCAUGUGCUUUCUUGGGAGCUUGGGCGAGCACUCUACACCAGCUUCCUUUGA
Messenger RNA from Corticium candelabrum, 2484 nucleotides. RefSeq lists its product as uncharacterized. The transcript has a single exon. The coding region runs from base 1 to 2484 and encodes 827 amino acids. The record is from RefSeq and is a predicted model, not a curated record. NCBI's taxonomy places the organism in Eukaryota, Metazoa, Porifera, Homoscleromorpha, Homosclerophorida, Plakinidae.